Paracoccidioides brasiliensis Pb18 is the source of this 2901-nucleotide messenger RNA. RefSeq lists its product as uncharacterized. The coding region runs from base 1 to 2901 and encodes 966 amino acids. The record is from RefSeq and is a predicted model, not a curated record. The transcript has a single exon.
AUGACACAAACACCCAAAACAGCACUUAAAUUUUCUAGAUAUCGGUCUGUCAGGAACGCCGCUGAGGCAAACGUGAUCCAGAAUGCGGCAGCGCAAUCCUCCCCAGAUCCCUCGAGUCCCACCUCUUUGUUUGGAAAUGCUCAGAGUAGUCCUCCGUCCUCGGUCCCCAAGACCCGGAGUGAAUCCAUCAAGCGAAGUAUGUCAAGAUACCGACAUGCAAAACCUGGUGCAACGAAGGCUGCCAAUUCUGUGCCUCCACCUCCUCCGCUUCCUGCAGAAGUGGCAUUACCAGACGGUCAACAUACGCAGGGGGAUUUCGUGCAAGACAUUCACGAAACGAGACCGAACGAGCUCACCUCGAAAGAGGAUGCAGGAUCCACGCGGCACCAGCACCACCCAGACACAGUGCGUUCCUCCUUCGCCUCUUACCCUCAGGGGCCUGUGCAACCUCCGAGUCAGAGUUUCAAAAAUGACUCGUGGAGUGCGAGAUCGAUGGACAGCGGCGUGGAAAAUGCAAACUCAUCCACAGAAUAUUUGCCCCAAGAGAGGAACAGUAGUGUAUCCAGCAUGGAAGAUUCUCGACCCCGUCAACUCCAUACGAGUAUCGAUGUCCAGCGCUCGAAAGUACUCAGUGCAACAAAUAAAUCACAUAAUACCCCAACCAAGCCGAGCAGGCUACGCACUGUUGUAGAACCAAGAACUCAGGGUGAUCAGGACCAUGUCCAACGCAUCACGAGUGAUGAACUCGCUGCGAACAAGAGGGCCGCGGCAAAACACCACGGCCCCAAACCAAAGCAACAAUUAGGGAAAGGGAAGACCGGUGGGUUCCUGUCGAGGAUGAUGUUUUUGGAUCCUACUUCACACUCGAAGUUAAACAUCAACAGCGAUAAUCAUAAUCAUAAUAACAAUCAUCGCGAUAAACUGAAGACACUGAUCUCCUCUCCUCGGCUUAUUCGCCCUGAGGAAGUCAAGGUGACUUCUGGCAACGACGCGCCUGUUUCUGCCGUGAACGCUGGGGAAAGAAAGGUCCUCGUGACCUGCAACGACUCUUCCAUCUCCCUUCCAGUAACUCCCAAUACCCAGAUACAAGAUCUUCUAUAUUCAGCAGCAAACUGUCUCCCGGAAAACAUCGAACCACAGUCGUGUAUCCUUUUAGAAUCGUUUAAGCAGUUGGGCCUGGAGAGGCCAUUACGAAAAUAUGAGCACGCUCGUGACGUCAUGAAUUCAUGGGACACCGAUUCGCAGAACCACUUGAUAGUGUCACGGCUACCGGAUAGGCGCGAAAGGGAGGGCUUGGAUGUUAAAUCAGCACCUCGUAAGCAACCGUCAGAAUCUGUAUUCCACUUCUACCACUCCCAACGUCCGGGCAAGUGGUAUAAACGCUGGGUCACUCUGCGAGCAGAUGGUCAGGUUGUUAUUGCGAAGAAACAAGGAGGGGAAUCUGUGAAUAUCUGCCACCUGUCUGACUUUGACAUUUACUCCCUUUCCUCGCGGGAGACCGCGAAACGUGUUAAGGUCCCGAAAAAGGUAUGUUUCGCUAUCAAAAGUCAGCAGAAAUUGAGCAUGUUUUUGGCCACGGAGAAUUUCGUGCAUUACUUUGCCACGGAUGAUGAGCAGGCAGCGAUUAGGUGGUAUCAGGCUGUGCAGCAGUGGCGGAGCUGGUAUCUUGUUAAUGUUAUGGGUGAGGGAGAUAAGAAGGAGAAACAAGCGUUGAGUCCAAGUACGAGAUCUCCUCAAUCCGGAAAUAUACCAAAUGGGUCAAACGAUAUUGGGAAUUCGGAUUCUUCCAUUGGAACGUUUCAACUGCUCCUCGGCCGGGACCCUCCGUCAUGCAAGUAUGAGUCUAGCGAAAGCGACUCAGUACGAAAGGAUGCCUUUGCCAAAGCAGUAUCCAUAGCCAAACGUUCUUCCCUCCGUACUCGCUCAAGACGCCCUCAGCUAUUCUCAUCCUUCAACAAAUCUACUAAGGAGUCUAUCAGCGAAUCCGAUGCCGAACCCUUCACUUCUACAGGCCUACUGGGCAAAUCAUACUCCCAGCGCAAAAAGGCCCUUGAGGACCGCGAAAAGGAAGCUCCCCCGCUGCCCUUCACCGGCCACGGACUCCUAGGCACCCUAGCCGCUGAACCUCCCAAUUCCCCCACUUCGAGCCGCCGCAGCAGUCGCGAUUACGCGGCCCAAUCGCUUCCCACCAGCCCCAAUGGCAGCAUAAGCGCCUCCUUCAACAGAUCCAAGUUCAUCAAGCAGAAACCCAAACCCCUCGUGGACCUGACUCCCACAUACCAAGAGCCAGUCCAUCACGCGCGAAAGGGCCGUGGCGUUGCCACAGACCCAGGCCAACCCCUCGUUGAGGCCGCCACGAGCCCCGAGUUACUCCCAGGCGCAAUCGUCAUCCCCAGCGCAACCACUUGGCGCAAACCGACAGCAUCGCUCACAUCCUCUCUCUCUCAAUCUCACAGUACCUCGCCCGACAUUCCCCAUCUGUCGUCGUUUAGUCGCAGUGGUGGUGUUGGCGUCGGUGCCCGCUCCUCAACGGCCCGCAGCACUAGUGUCCGCUACCGCCAACGAGCCACUUCGGUUAAUAACCACGACUCGCCCUUCCCGCCUGUGCCGUUGCUGUCGGAGACCUCCCCGACACAACCGAACAGUCAAGGCCAGGAGCCCCUUUUCUCACCCACAGGUCUGCUGGCGCGGUCUAUCAGUACCUCGCAUGGCCACACGCCGGAAGUUGGCCAUGGGGUGGCGACGGGCGACAGGAACAAUUUUGCGAAGCCGAUGCUGGAUAUCUCCCAGGAUAGUCAGUUUGUGGAGGGGAGUUUGUUGAGGGAGGUUGAAGCUGGGGAGGUUGGGAAGGGGGUUGGGGGGAAGGUGCCUAUACCUGCACCGGUUAUUGAUAGGGGUUGA